AUGAGUAGUAUCUCACGUCCCAUUCGUCGUUCACGACGUAACGUUAACAUAGCAACAACAAGCACAAUGCAUCCAGAUGACAUGAUAUCAAUGGACUCAUCCGGUGGCGACACAUCACCUCCCACGCGACGGCGCCGUCUUAAUACUGACGAUCCCAUGGAGGGAUGUUCUAAAAGCGAAGGAGUCAGCACAAGAAGGAAAACUGAUGCGAAAAUAGAGCUAGGAGUACGGCUUAUGGCUCAAAUGCGAUACAUCCAUAGUAAUAGAAGAAAUGUUGCAUUAGAGAGGACAAAUAUUGGAAAUGAAAGUGAGAGUGAAAUUAAUCCUGGCAUUGUUAACAGCGAAUUGACAUUUGAAGAUGGAGUAAGUCUCGGAAUAUCUCUUAAUUCGCUGUUAGGUCCAGAAGCAAAACCAGAAGAUAUUGUCACCCGAAAGCAACACGUCCGACCAGUUUUGGAUGUACCAGAAGCAUCUCUUUCUCCCAUUGAAAUAAAAGUGGAAGAAAACAGCGCAGCAUCGCCCUGCUCUUCAUAUUUGGAGCAACAGCCAUCAACUUCAACAAUUACAGCACAUCCUGCAUCGUCGAUACCUUCAGCCACAGCUCAUUCUACGCCUCGAAGUUCCUCAGCGGCCGGAGUAGAGUCAAGUGUUGAACGAGUGGCUAAACAAGAAGCUCAAGUAUUAGCCCGAAUUGCCGAACUUCGAAGACAGGGUCUCUGGACAGCUUCCCGAUUACCAAUGAUUGAAAUGCCUCCAAGAAAUAAGACACAUUGGGAUUACUUGCUGGAAGAAAUGCGCUGGAUGGCCAUAGAUUUUCGUCAGGAACGAACUUUCAAGCGCCAAGCAGCAAAAAAGUUCUCCUCUCAAAUUGCCCGAAUGUUACGAGAUCGAGAACAGGAAAAGGAACGAUCAGAGCAACGGGCUGUGCGAGAAGCAAAGCGCAUAUGUGCGCUCAUCGCAAAAAUGGUUCGAGACUUCUGGCAGAAUGUUGACAGAGUGGUUGAUUUGCAUGCACAGGAAAUAAUUGAAUCGAUGAAGCGAAAAGCGUUAGACCAGCAACUGGAAGUGAUGGUGGGUCAUGCUGAUAAAUUAAGUGAAAUGGUGCAGGAAGGUUUAAUAGGCGAAAGAUCAAGCAGAGCAUCGUCGCUGCGGAGUGGUGAUAUUACCAAAGAUGAAGAUGCUGCAAGUUUUUCAACUGAUUCGGAUGAUAUUUCACUUUCGGAUGCUGAAGCAGUGGAUGGAAAUGUUGAGGAGGAAAUGCAAGGAUUGAUGGCCGAAGGAAAUCUUGAACUUGAUGAUUUUCUUGACUCGCUUCCUCGUGGGUAUUUGGAAAGUAUUUCGAAGUCGAGGCAUGAGCAAGAUUUAUUUGAAUCGACACAGGGCACAUCUGCAGAUUACAAACGCCCAGAAGGAAGCGAAGUUUCUACUGAAUAUACAGCAUCGGAAAUCACACAGGAGGAAGACUCGACACGUCACAGUGCAUCCAUUACGCAAAGCAUUUCAUCUGUAUCAGAAAAAGAAACGCUUGAUCCUACGCACAUGGAAAAUGCAGAAAAAGGCGCUAUAAGCGCUGCGAUAAAUUAUGAUCGGCUGACAUCAGAAAAUAGUGAAGAGAGACAAAAGGAAUUAGCGAAUAUUGCUGAGGAAGCUUUAAAAUUUCAGCCAAAAGGAUUCACUUUGGAAACUACUCAAGUAAAGACAGAAGUACCAUAUCUGGUUAGGGGCACAUUGAGGGAAUAUCAAAUGGUUGGUUUGGAUUGGUUAGUGACUUUGUACGACAAUGGCUUGAACGGCAUCUUAGCUGAUGAAAUGGGUUUAGGAAAAACAAUACAAACAAUAGCAUUGCUUUCUCAUUUGGCAUGCAAAGAAUAUAUUUGGGGCCCACAUCUUAUUGUUGUACCAACGUCAGUGAUCUUGAAUUGGGAAAUGGAAUUUAAAAAAUGGUGCCCGGCUUUCAAAUUGCUUACUUAUUUUGGUAAUCAAAAAGAGAGAGCUGAGAAGCGGAAGGGUUGGUCUAAAAUGAAUGCUUUCCAUGUUUGCAUUACUUCAUACAAAAUUGUUACGCAGGAUAUUCGGUCAUUUAAACAUAAGACUUGGCAGUAUUUUAUCUUGGAUGAGGCACAAAAUAUUAAAAAUUUCAAAAGUCAGCGUUGGCAAACAUUGUUAAACAUUCGAGCUCGCCGUCGUUUACUUUUAACGGGUACUCCGCUGCAGAAUUCUUUGAUGGAGCUUUGGUCACUUAUGCACUUUCUGAUGCCAGCUAUUUUUGCAUCGCAUAAUGAUUUCAAAGAUUGGUUUAGUAAUCCUCUAAAUGAUAUGAUGGAAGGUAAUGCUGAAUGGAAUGCUUCUCUAAUACAGAGACUUCAUAAAGUACUCAGGCCAUUUAUUUUGCGACGUCUGAAAAGCGAUGUGGAAAAGCAGUUACCUGAGAAAACGGAACAUAUUAUCCAUUGUCCUUUAUCGAAGCGGCAACGAUGUCUUUAUGAUGAUUUCAUGUCCAGGAGAUCGACGAGAGAAAAUUUGCGAUCAGGCAGUGUUAUGUCAGUAUUAAAUAUUGUUAUGCAGCUUCGGAAAUGUUGCAACCAUCCAAAUUUGUUUGAACCGCGACCGAUAUUGUCACCUUUUGUGAUGCAACCUCUUACCAUUACUUUGCCGGGUAUACUGUUAAACAUAUGUCAGGGAAGAGACCUCGAAGAAAUAGAUGUUUUGGAUCUUUUCAAAUUUUCACCUUCUUGUGGUUCUCUCUUUGCAUGCAGCGAAGGACGUCAUUUAGCUAUUAAUGAACAAAUGUUGAACGAUUAUCUUUCAAGCCCAGUGGAUAUGCCAAUGCCAAAUUUAGGAGGGUUUCAUUUCUCACGACCACCACCACAGCUGCAUCCACAACCGCAAACGAGAGAAGGAUCAAAAGUUUUUAUGCCAGUUCCACUGCCAUCAGCGGGCAUUCCACGAGGAAAUGAGCUCUAUGUUUCAGUUGAUGAUCUUGGUAAUGCACGGGUUUAUCAACUGGUAGUUGAUAGUACAGGUGGUCAUACAGUUCGUGAAUGUGAACCAAAUUCUGUAGCUGGUAACCGUCUUUUAGUUUCCAGUGCAACAACUUCACAGAAUACUCCUGCUGCCAGGACAUCAACUGAGGUCGCAGGACAAUCAACACUGCAAACAUCGCCAAAACUUUUGUCAGUAAAACAGACCACAGUAGAGCCAACAACUACAUCUUCAUCCACAGCUGUUCCCUUACUCAAACCAGCUUUUCGGUCCACAACAAUUUUAUCUCAAACGCGCUCUUCAACUGAUACCUGUUUAAAGGCUACUGGGACGGUGAACAAUGGCUGCACAUCACUUCCUGAAACUCAUAUUGCUGCAACAUUUCCGAUAAAUCGAGCACAACAAGUGAAGUUAUUGGAGCCGGAAUCUGCUAGUGUGGGUAAUACGGGUAGCGCAAUUGAUACCAACCGAGUUCAAGUUGAAGUGAUUGAAAUUGAUCAAGUGAAACCAACCGUAGCAGUGGAACAGGCCGAUGAAAAAUUAGGCUUAUAUGACUUUCUUAUUUUGCCGGAUACAUCGAAAGCUGUGGAACAGGCAAAAGUAGAAAGUUUGCAGCGCUGUGCAACAAUUUGCUCUCGACGUUUAUUAUUUCCUAAUGUUUGUCGUACACCGUUGGUAUCAGAUGAACUAUUAUCUGUCAUCAAAAAAGAAUUAGGUCGGACGAAACAUCAUCGUUACAAUUUAUCAACAAUAGAUUCGUUAGGAUGGUUGACACAGUCGUUGGUUGAUUGGACUAGUGAUGCAUCACAAAGGUUCACUGUUUUCGUACAUGGCGCUUUAGCAGAUGAACCUGUUUUGCAAAUUAAUACUACCGGAUGCCAUGCCUACAUAAGAAAAGAAUGGGAUGAUUUGAAUGAAGAAUGUCAUCGGAUGGUGUUGAAUUCUAACAGAAUAUUUUCUAAUAUAGAUAUGAUGCAGAAGCUCCAGUUUCCGGAAUUACGAUUAAUUGAAUAUGAUUGUGGUAAACUCCAAGUACUAAACAGCUUGUUGCAUGACCUCUUCCUUUACAAACAUCGCUGUCUAAUUUUUACACAGAUGGCACGGGUUUUGGAUAUCUUGCAAGCUUUCUUGUCGUUCCAUGGUUAUCAGUAUUUUCGUCUGGAUGGGACGACUGGAAUUGAACAGAGACAAGCAAUGACUGAACGCUUCAAUGCCGACCCAAAGAUUUUCUGUUUCAUUCUAUCAACUCGAUCGGGUGGCAUAGGUGUUAAUUUGACUGGAGCAGAUACGGUGAUUUUCUAUGAUUCCGAUUGGAAUCCAACUAUGGAUGCACAAGCGCAAGAUCGCUGUCAUCGUAUUGGUCAGACACGAAAUGUCACAAUCUACCGUCUAGUUAGCGAACGAACAAUUGAAGAAAAUAUUCUGCGAAAAGCGAUGCAGAAGCGACGUCUCGGUGAAAUGGCUAUUGAUGAGGCGGGAUUCACGCCGGAAUUUUUCAAAGGGGAUAAUGUAAGAGACUUGUUCGAAGGUGUUGCAAAUGUAACCGAUGUCGUUGUUCCAGUGGCUGUGAUGGAUAAUAAAGAAAUUGAAAAAGCCAUGGCAAAAGUUGAGGAUAUACAAGACGUUCAUGCAGCACAGCGAGCGAAUGCUGAAGUAGAAGCAGAUAUUGCAGAAUUCGAUGAAAAUGGUUUAAUAGCUUCCGUUGAGAACAAUCAAGAAAAAAUUGAAUCGAAAUAUUUAGAACUAAUAAAUCAAUUAAAACCAAUCGAACGGUACGCAGUCAAUUUUCUGGAAGCGGAAUACAAGCCAGAAUUUGAAGAAGAAGUAAAAGAGGCUAAGGCUAUGAUUGAUUCAAAAAAAGAUGAGUGGAUGAAAGCUCAAGAAGACGCGAUGGAAGAAGACAAUGGUGAUAACCAGAGCGAUGAUGAGAUCUCAUUGACAUAUCUUACUGGUUCCGACGUUCCUGGUUCUGUGGACGAGGUACGCUCAAAACCAUCGGCAUCACGUUUAGCUACACUUAGGCCUCAAUUGCAUAAGUCACAUUCACACAACUUACGCUCAACAACAUUCUCUUCGUUGAAAAUACGUUCGUCUCCACGUGUUUUUCAGAAUAAGGCAACACAAUCUAUUUCGGAAAGUACGGCUGCUACCAAGACAGCAGUAACUAAAUUACGGAAAACGACAGAUAAAAUUAGUGUUCAAGUUCAGUCCGAAUCUGAGACCAAUUUAUCUUCAUUAGUUUCAAAGUCACAACCCAAGUCUUUUAUUCAAAAGUUGUCGACCGAGAAGUUGCCUAAAGCAGCGCUAUCACGGCAAACGAGAUUGGGUGUGAAAGAAAGUUCCUGUGCAAGAGUUGUCCCUCUUUCAGUUGCUUUCACCAAAUCAUCGAAUGCAAUGUGCUCUGUGCCCAGUUCCACUCGUAUAUCAAAUUCUUCAGUUUCAUCCUUUAGUACAUCAUCGUUUCCAUUGUUAUCGUCCACUUCCAGUUCUAAGACUUCAUCCAGGAUCAGUGAUUUUACUAGUUUCUCGCCGUCAUUAUCAGCCUCUUAUUCGGUUGUGGGAGGUGACAGGACAUCACUGGUUCGUCGUCAAACAUUCUCGUCACCAUCUGUUACAAAUUCAUAUAGAUCAUCGCAGCAUCUACAUACUGCCGCUGGAUCGUCAAAAAUUUCAACCCAAGCAACAGCGAUAAGAAGACGAUGUGAAAGUGGAAGCUUUGAAUUUGUGAAACCAGUUUCUUCGAUACAUAGGGCUUCAAAUCAUCAGUCUCUGCCGGGAAUGCGAAUAAAACCGACAUUAGGUGACUAUGAACGGCCCAGACUGUGUUUGCGGAAACGUGGUGAGUCUAGGAGUGGUGAGACUGAGUCCUCAUCCAUCUCGAAUACGGGUUCCGAAAACAUUUCAGAAUCUGGAUAG
Messenger RNA from Brugia pahangi, 5898 nucleotides. The record is from the annotation of a GenBank genome assembly. Lineage: Eukaryota; Metazoa; Nematoda; Chromadorea; Rhabditida; Onchocercidae.